This is a messenger RNA of Nyctereutes procyonoides (raccoon dog), 10087 nucleotides long. It is a transcript of the gene ZNF518A, whose product is annotated as zinc finger protein 518A. Gene Ontology annotation, cellular component: nucleus. Gene Ontology annotation, biological process: regulation of transcription by RNA polymerase II. Bases 1147 to 5622 code for a protein of 1491 amino acids. NCBI's taxonomy places the organism in Eukaryota, Metazoa, Chordata, Mammalia, Carnivora, Canidae. The transcript is spliced from 6 exons. Gene Ontology annotation, molecular function: DNA-binding transcription factor activity, RNA polymerase II-specific; RNA polymerase II transcription regulatory region sequence-specific DNA binding. The record is from RefSeq and is a predicted model, not a curated record.
GCGCUUUCACUCGGCGGUCCUGCGGGCUGCUAGAGCUAACCUUCCGCUUCUGACGUGGGUUCGCCCCACGCUCGGCCUCUUUGAACUCGACAUUCUCCCACAGCCUAGGGGCUGGCGCGCGAGCGCGGCGACCGUGUGCCUCCGCGCGCCCGAGGGGAGCCGAGCCCCGGAGGAAGGGGCGGAUCGGGCGCGGUGUUUGGGACGGAGCGGGGCGCGCGGCGCUCGAAGCACCCGCUCGGCGCGUUCCGGGGCCGGUGGAGACAGCAUGGGUACUGCUGCGACCGCACCCCUCGAGCUGUAGCUUCGCAUUCCCACGGCAGCCCGACUCGACGGCGUCCCCAUUGUGGGUCCAGUCUCUCUGGUCACUGGAGGUCUUUUCUUGCAGAUACGCUCAGCGCCCGGGCGCGCGCCCCCUCCUCCAGAGUUGGCCAGAGGCGCCCUUCUUGCAGACCCCAACCACACCCAGUGGCAGAUGGAUUUUUCUUUGUAACUUGGCUUUCUCACUUGUAGGGUCCAUUUUGAGUCUGUUCUUAACAUGGUGUUCUCACUGCCAAAUAGACAGUCUCUUCCUCGGUGGAUCUGGUAAUGGAAAAGAUACUAGGGUGAAUGUAAGAUAUCGUCUCUUCUUUUGAUCGCUGUUCCUGAUUGUGGCUUUGUCUAAGCAUUAAAUCACGUGCCUUUUGUUCCUUGAAGAAGGAGCUGGUGCUAACAACUCCCAGUUCGACCCCUGGACUCAGCUCAAAACUCUGGAUUCAUUCUCCUCUGUCCCAUACCUCAGCUUGAUCUUUUUAUCACCUCAAAGGGUACUACAUGAUCUUCCUCUCAAGUCCUCACUUUCUCGAAUCCCAAGAUGAAGAAACGAAGACAAAGAUUGAGACUUAUCUAGAGUAACACCAAACCAAUGACAAAACAGGUUCAGAGAAGUUGGAGCUUGCCCAGUGUCACAGAUCAGAGACGGAAGUAAAACUUGUAUUUCCUGACUUCCAGAUUAGUGUUAUUUCUACUUCAAAUUAUUACUUCUUGGUGAGUUAAUGUGGGAAAAAUUCUGGUAUUUUGAAGAUGUCUUGGCACAGUAUUUUUUCCUGUUUAAGUUACAAGUAACCAGUUUUUAGAGAAAAAAGAAAUUGGGAUUUUUUUGGUUAAAUCAUGCCAUCUGAACAGAAACAGUUAUUUUUUGUUGAAAAACAAACUACUUUUAAAAAAGAUUAUGAUGUGAAAAAUGAAAUAGUGGAUUCCUUCAGAUCACUACCUAGGCCAAAAAUUUCACAAAGUAGUUUUCAUUAUGAACUAAAAAAUGUGAAAAUUGAUUUGCCGAAGAUAAAUAUUCCAAAUGAAGUCGUUCUGAAACAUGAAGUUGACAAAUACAGAAAAUUAUUUCAGCGUCAACCACAGACUGCAAGAAAAUCUAUCAGUGUAAGGACUGUAAGCUGUGUAGAGGAGUGUAUGUUGCUCCAUAAGUCUGAGAGAGUUGAAGAAGAGGGUUUAAAAAUGUCUGCAAAAAUACUCAAUUUCAACUGUUUAAAAUGCCGAGAUAGCACUCGAUAUAGCCCAAAUGAUUUGCAGAAACACUUUCAAAUGUGGCACCGUGGUGAAUUACCUUCAUAUCCUUGUGAAAUGUGCAGUUUUUCAGCAAAUGACUUCCAGAUAUUUAAACAACACAGACGGACACAUAGAAGCACUUUAGUAAAAUGUGACAUUUGUAACAAUGAGAGUGUAUAUACUUUAUUAGACUUGACAAAGCAUUUUGCAUCCACACAUUGUGUAAAUGGUAGUUUUCAAUGUGAAAAGUGCAGAUUCUCCACCCAGGAUGUUGGCACAUUUGUUCAGCACAUUCAUAGACAUAAUGAGAUCCAUUAUAAAUGUGGUAAGUGCCAUCAUGUAUGUUUUACCAAAGGAGAGCUUCAGAAGCACCUUCAUGUUCAUUCUGGUACAUUUCCCUUCACUUGUCAAUAUUGUAGCUAUGGUGCCACUAGGAGAGAGCACUUGGUAAGACAUGUUAUAACUUUGCACAAAGAACACUUAUAUGCAAAAGAAAAACUGGAAAAAGACAAAUAUGAAAAGAGGAUGGCAAAGACUUCAGCAGGACUUAAGCUGAUACUGAAAAGAUACAGAAUAGAUGCAUCAAGGAAGACGUUCUGGAAACGCAAGAAGAUCAACAAUGGAAGUGACAGAAGUAUAGAAAAAAACACUCAAGUGCUUAAAAAAGUGAACAAAACACAGGCUAAAUCUGAAGACCAGAGCCAUCUUAUUCAAGAGCAUUUAAAUGAAGGAAAGGAUGAAAGACCACACUGUGAGAAUAAUGAUAAACCUGCUGAGUCAGAAUCAGAAAAGCCAGCUCUUCUGUCCACUGGGCAAUGUAAUAGAGCUGAAGAGGGAUCAAAUUCUACUCUAGGUUUCUUGAAAACUGCUGUACAAGGACCUACAGUGUUAAUGGUGAAAAAUAAUAGAAUAACCAUUCCUGCUAACUACAGUGCUGAUUUUAUGGGCUUUAAGAUGGUGGAUGGAAAACAACAUAUUGUAAUAAAAUUGUUACCUACCAAUAAACAGAAUUUAUAUUCACCAGGUUCACAGUCAGAUGCUGCAAAGGACAGUACUGCCAAUUUGCAGCCCCAGACUUUGGACACUACUGGAUUUUUAGCAGGAGUAACAGCUGAAUUAAGUGACACAGUUUACAUGAAAGCAACUACUCCAUUUUCAUGUUCAUCUCCUAUAUUUUCAGGGAAAGUAACGUCAGAAAAAGAAAUGGCUUUGCUAUCUCAAAUGAGUAAUGUGCUCCAAACAAUGGAUGAUGAAAAAAAUGUGUCAUCUUUGUCAGCAUCAGAAUUGGUUACAGCAUCAGUAAAUUUGACCACAAAAGUUGAAACAAAGGAUAAUAUUGACCUAUGGGGAAGUUAUGUUACUCAGAGUCACUCUGAGAUAUCAGGUACUACCAUUAAAAGUCCAGAUAAAGUCACCUCUACUACCAAGCAAAAUGCAUACAACAGUGGAGAUAUGCAUAACUAUUGCAUUAAUUAUGUCAACUCUGAAUUACCUGUUGAAUCUUCCAACCAAGGAUCAUUACCCUUUCAUAAUUACUCAAAAGUAAAUAAUUCUAAUAAACGUCGUAGGUUUUCAGGAACAGGGAUGUGUGAAAACCCUCAAAAAGAACCUUCAUCAAGCAAGACAGUUGUUCAGCAGCCAAUAAGUGAAUCAGUUUUAUCACUGGUGAGGAAAGAGAGUUCAAAUCCAGAUAGCAUGUUAGCAUCUAUUAACCUUUUAAAUACUAAAGAUGGAACUUUAAAAAUGCAAGCUGAAAUCGAAGAACAGUCUGUUUUAGAAAAAGGACAGAACGUUGAUGGACAGAAUUUAUACACUAAUGAAAAUCAAAAUUUAGACAGUGUGACUGAAAAAUCUAAGUGGGAUGGCAUUUCUAAUGUUGAGUCACCUAUGAUGCCUAGAAUCACAUCUGUUUUCUCUCUCCAGAGUCAACAGGCAUCAGAAUUUUUGCCACCUGAAGUAAACCAAUUACUUCAGGAUGGAUUAAGAGCAAAAUCUGAUGUAAAACAAGACUGUAGUAUUAGUAACACUCCAGAUAAAGGCCUGCUACUUCAUUGUGACCAGUCAUUUCAGAAACUUGAGGGAGAAGGCAAAAUAGUUGAAUCUUCAAAAGACUUUAAAGUACAAGGCAUCUUCCCAAUUCCAUCUGGUAGUUUAGGGAUUAAUGUGCCUACAAAUGAUCUGAAUUUAAAAUGCAGUGGAAAAGAAAAACAAAACCUGUCAAUAUCACAAGAUGUGAGAGAUUCAGAAAAGACACCUAGAAUUUCAGGUAUUGGCACAUUACUUAAGACUCAGUCAGAUGCAAUAAUAACACAACAGCUGGUUAAAGAUAAAUUACGCGCCACUACACAAAAUUUAGGUUCUUUAUAUAGACCGAGUCCACUUCUGAAUUCAGAACCAAAAAAGGCUAUAUUUGUUCAAACUCCAAAAGGCUUUUUUGUACCAUUGCACAUUGCUAACAAACCUGGAUUACAUAUUGUUUCAGGAAGACCACUUCCAUUGGUCAGUACACAAGGUGUACCUACUUCUCUUCUUUUAAACAAGAAACCUGGGAUGAUUUUAACAUUUAAUAAUGGGAAACUUGAAGGUGUUUCUACUGUCAAAACUGAGAGUGCUCAAGCUUGUGGAACUCCAACUAAGGAACCUUGCAGAACACCUUUUUUGAAGGUAGAACCAAACAGUAAUUGUCUGACACCUGCACUUUGUUCCAGCAUUGGCAGUUGUUUGAGCAUGAAAAGUAGCUCAGAAAAUACUUUGUCAUUAAAAGGCCCUUACAUCAUUAAAACAUCAGCAAGUUCUUCAGUAAAAGCUGUUUCUACUCCUAAUACAGUAUCUGAGCAUCAGGGCACCAAGUUGAAUAUCUUGGACUCAGUAAAACAGCAGAAUGAGAUUUUUCCAAAACCACCUCUUUAUACCCUCUUGCCUGAUGGCAAACAAGCUGUUUUUUUAAAGUGUGUGAUGCCAAAUAAGACUGAGCUGCUUAAGCCUAAAUUAGUCCAAAAUAGUACGUAUUAUCAAAACAUACAGCCAAAGAAACCUGAAGGAACACCACAAAAAAUACUGCUGAAAAUUUUUAACCCUGUUUUAAAUGUGACUGCUGCUAACAAUCUGUCUGUAAGUACCUCUGCAUCCUCAGUGCAGAAAGACAAGGUACCAUCUAAUCAAACUAUAGGAGAGCAGAGAGAGCCAGAAUCUUCUAGAGAUGCCUUACCCUUCUUACUAGAUGAUAUGAUGCCAGCAAAUGAAAUUGUGAUAACUUCUACUGCAACAUGCCCAGAAUCUUCUGAGGAUCCAAUGUGUUUCACUGACCAUUCGGACACCAGAGUAUUAAGGUGUAAAACAAAUUGUACAAUUGAGAGAAACUUCAAUAGAGAAAAGACUUCGAAAAAAAAAUUUUCAAGAAUAAAAACUGAUGUAAGAAGUAAAGAUUCUGAAACUGCCUUUGUAUCUAGGAACAGAAACUGUAAACGAAAGUGCAGAGAUAGUUACCAGGAACCUCCAAGAAAAAAAGCAACAUUACAUAGAAAGUGUAAAGAAAAGUCUAAACCUGAAGAUGCCCGUGAAUCAUUUGGAUUUAACAGACCGAGGCUUUCAAAAGAUUCAGUCAGAACUUUGCGGCUUUUCCCUUUUAGUUCCAAACAGCUUGUGAAAUGUCCUAGGAGAAACCAACCAGUUGUAGUUUUGAAUCAUCCUGAUGCAGAUGCACCAGAAGUAGUAAGUGUAAUGAAAACUAUUGCUAAAUUUAAUGGACGUGUACUUAAGGUUUCAUUGUCAAAAAGAACUAUCAGUGCUUUACUGAAACCAGUUUGUGAUAACUCUUCAAAAAGAAUUUAUGAUGAUUUUUCCAAAAGACAUAAAACAUUGAAACCUGUUAGUUCUGUGAAAGAAAGAUUUGUGCUAAAAUUAACACUCAAAAAGACAAGCAAAAACAAUUAUCAGAUUGUGAAAACUACCUCUGAAAAUGUUCUGAAAGCUAAAUUUAACUGUUGGUUUUGUGGUAGAGUAUUUGACAAUCAGGAUGCUUGGGCUGGUCAUGGGCAGAGACAUUUAAUGGAAGCCACUCGUGAUUGGAAUAUAUUAGAAUAAUUUACUGUAGUUACCAAGGAAAAGAAAAGUAAAAUUAUCUUAGAAGAAAAUAGUGGGUUGAGUUACCUUAAGGCAGACAUUUUCUACUUCAAUAUAGUACCUAAAAUUGAGCAUCUGAAAGUUGGCUGUAUUUCCAUGGGAGACUAAAAAAGUUUUAUGUGUGAUAUUUGAAAAUGCUAUCACUGCACACAUAAGUUUUGCAAGAAACUAAUUGCAGCACAGAUGUACCUUGAUUUAAUUUUUAAAAAAUGUGUUUUUGGGAAGUUAGGGCUAAAGAAAAUUUUGAUAAAACAGUUUUCCCAACUUAGUUAUAUAGUGACUCUUAGUAGAGGGUAAUGGCUGACAGCCCCAUUCCCUCUUUUCUUCCACCAGCCUUAUGAAUCUGGUAAGUGUAGCUCCUUUGAAGAUGGAGAGCUCUUUCACCAUGGAACUGAAGGAGUUUCUCCUCAUUUGUGAAGAUACACUAAGCUUGAAUAAAGAACUUAAUUUUACAUCUGCUAAAUAUAGUUCUUUUGAAGGAUAUUAGGCUUCUUUGAGAGUACAUUUAACUAACUACAGUUACACCUCAUGAUGCUUGAAAAGAGUUUUUGAUGAGUAAAUCUUUUUCUCUUUUAUGCUGUGUCCCAUAUCAGGGAUUGGAAUACCCUCCCAAGGUGAUUUUCUUUUUCUAAAUGGCUAUGUCAAGCAUUGCAGUAGAUGGGCAGCUUCAAAAGAAGAAUUAAACUCUCUUGGUCCAGUUAAAGAACUUGAACAUUUUUCUGAAUUUGAUGAUAAUCUCCAGUGAUUCUCUUGCACAGAACUAUGCUUACUUGAUUUAAAUUGUUUGUCCCCCAUAAACCAAAUGGCCAAUUUUUAUCUUAGUUGCCAUCCAUUUAAAAAGUGGAACAUCGAAGCACUUCCAAGUGAAUGGCUUUUCUUGAAAAUUAAUAAUUACUCUACAGGAACAAUAUUUUGAAGCAGGAUUAGCAAAGCAAAUCAGAUUUUUGCUGUUUAAUUACUGAUGCGUGUCUGAACAUGUACACAUUGGGACAAACCAUUUUUGUUAGCACCUUUUCAGUCUCACGACCCAAAGCAGAUUAUUUACUGAUUGUUGGCAGUUGAAAUGAAGAAGCAUUAAUAGUGGACUCAGUGGCAGGGCAUAAAACUUCAGGACAGAUUCCUAGGGGAUAUACCCAGCAGAUAGAGUUUUAAAUGGAUAUUUUCAUGACCACAACAGAAUCAUCGACUAAAACUUGACCGUGUAAGUUUGGAUCAAAUUUUGUUGGAUUAUUGGAUAAUGGAGUUCUUGUAUUACAAAUUACUGUAUAAUUUUUGUUACAUUGUUACUACAAGUGUUAAAACAUUUUCAUUGAUUGAAAAUUUCAGGGCUUCUUUUCUGUAUAUAAGAAAGAAUUUAAACCUGUACAUAUUUUUGUACCUUUCAGUUUGUUAUGUAAAUUUUGCACAGAAAAUUUUUUGACAUAAAAAGUUUAUUUUCCUUCAAUUUAGUUCUGUGCAUGCACUAAUAAACUGGUUGUUUAAUUUAAAAGAAAUAUGUAAGACUUUACCCAUGUUAUUUUCUUGGGUUUUAUUUUACAUGUAGAAAUUUUUUUUUUUUUGGGUAAAUUCAUUUUUCAGGGAUUGAACACUAUUGUUAGCAAGUGCCUAAAAGAUGUGAAACAGUUUACAUAUGUCAACUGUAACAGUAGGUCCCAAAUGGGCCCAGUCCCCCAAAAGUUUUAUUUUAAAGAAAGCCAUACAUAGAUGCUUCAAGCUAUCUUGCUAUGCACAUUAUACAUGUACUUUUUUUGUGCAGUUUGUCUACUUUACUAGUGAAGUAUUUUUUGUAUAAAACCUGUUACAAUUGUGUUUCUUAAAUUGAGCCUAAGAAUGGAGUUGAUUGGAAAUAUAUAGUAUAUAUUAAUAAUGUAUAUGGUGUUUAAAGAAUGGUAAGCAUUGUUAAUUUCUGUAAUGAACAUUUUCUUCAAUUAAAUUUAUCUUAAGUUUGUGUUUACACAAUAAUUUUUUUUUACUGUAUUAAAAUCAAGUGGGAAUUUUAUUCUAAUGGGAAAUAUUUAUAUUUCAAGUAAGUUUUUUCUUUAAAUGCUAGGGAACUAUGUAAAGUAAAGUGUGGGUCCCCCCCAUCAUAGGUGAAAUUUUGAGAUUUUGUUUGAGAAGGUUAACAUUUACCAUAAAAUUAUUGUAGUUAUGCUGAUAAGGAAAGUCAUAGGGUUAUGCGCUUUAGUACCUUAACAGCAAUAAAAUUAAAAUACUCUGCUGUUAUGGGUAAGUUUAUUAUAAUCCCUUGCCUUCCGUGAAUAGAGAAGAGAGAAGCAGCGAUCUUGCCAAUGUUUGCAGCAUUAUAAAAAUACAUUUCAGAAUAGCCAUGCCAGUAAAAAUAUAUUUAAUGUUGUGAUAUAUACUUUUUGCCUUAAAGUUUUAAAAGCCAUUUAAAAAGCUUCAUGUCCCAGGUACUCUAGUUAGUAUCUUUUCUGAUUUGUUAGGUUAUUCUAAAGAAGGCGAACCUGCUUGGAGCCUUAGAUUGCCAGAGUGGAAAAUCCAGAAUCAAAACUGUCCAUCCUUUUUUUUUUUCCUCCUGGCUGAAACUGAACUAGAGAUGGUUCUCUAAAAUAUGAAUAUCCAGUAGUUUGGGAUUGUUAAUACAUUUCUUGGUUAGAAAUGUGUUUCAUUAUUUUUCCCUAUUUGUCCGUCUCCAUUGAAAAUGGGCCUAUUUGGCAUUCAAUUAAAAAAAUAGUUGAAUUUUUAAAAAGUUUACCUUUCUAUCUUACUAAGCACUUAAUAGAUUGAAAUAUAAUAUAUAUUUUUUAAGUGAAAGAUAAUGAUUUUGUUAAGGGGUCAGGGAAGUUUAUUAAUAAAGGGUAAGUUACGAUAGUAAAUAAUUUAGACCUUGUAGGCCAUUUAUUUAGUCUCUUGUCAUAACUACUUUUUUUUUUUUUUUAAGAUUUUGUUUAUUUAUUCGAGAAAGACAGAGACAUAGGCUGGCUCCCCAUAGGGAGCCUGAUGCAGGACUCACAACCUGAGCCAGAGGCAGACACUCCACCAGUGUCAUAAUGCAGAAGCAGCCCUAGACAAUAUGUAAAUCAAUGAGUAUGCCUGUGUUUUAAUAAAACUUCAUUUAAGGAAAUGAGCCAUGGGCUGAGUUUGGCCCACCAAAGUUUUUACUACCCCUUGCUUUUAGUUCUCUCAACAAUCUGCUCUUAGAAUGGAACUUUUUAAAUUAAAACCAAGUUUGAUACAGUUUUUUUUUGUGAUGUAUACCAGCUGUAUAAAAGUUACAAAAUAUAAAAAAUAGACAUAUAAGUUACCAAUGUAAAUGUAUUUAAAAGUGAAGAGAAUGUAAGUAAUGAAAGUGAUUAGUGGGUAAAGUAGAUGGGUCAUUUGUAUGCAAAGGGUAAUGCAUCUUACAGAGGAAUUAACAGUAAAACAGGUGCUGUGGGAAUUUCUGUCCAGGUUAGGUGAGAAAUAGAUACUAGUUAUUUAAGUGAUUUGAAAUAGUCCUUAAGAAAAGUAAUUAGAGUUCUUGGGAUGGAGGAGAAUGGAGGUGAGGUGAAAACAAUAUUUACUGAUUUUUUUCAUUGAUUUUUUUUUUCCCCACUACUGACAUCUGCUUAUUUAACUUGGAAUAUGUCCCAUUUAAUCGGGGUAUUGGCACUGUUUAUUCCUUAUUUUAGCAAUUUGUUAGGAUUCUUAUUUUCAGCAGAGUGCCUUGACUCCAUUGAAGAUCUUAUCCAGUGAAACUUGCUGGAGAAAUUUCUAGGACAUUAUUUGUUGCUAAUUGAGAAGGUAGCAUUAGCAGAAAAAUUUUCCUAUAAUGCAGUUGAAAUAGGAUCAGUUUGGUUGAUUUUGGUGUUCAUUGGUUUAAAUAUGUUCUUAAUUGGAUAAUUGAGAAGUAGUCAAUAUCUUGGAACAGGUAUUUUACCUCUUCAGAGUCUUCUUUGAAUGUUUUUUUUUUCCUGUCUUUUGAGCUUCUGUUAAUAAGUGCCCCAAAUUUAAAAAUCAUAUUUCUUUAAAAAGUACAUACCAUUAUUAUGAUAGUGUAAAUGUUUGAGUAAAAAGUGUAGGAAGAAUGUUAAUAUUAGGUACCUCAAUUUAAAAAAUCAUGAUUAUAGUCAAUGUCUAGAAUGUACUUACUAAAAAAUAAAAAAUACUCAUUUCUAGUAAAGUCAUUUUUAAUAUGUUAGAAAAAUUCUUCCUUGAUGUGAAGGUAAUGUUCAGGUUGCAAGUGAAAUUGCUUCUUUUGGUUAAGGUGCCUGCUCUCAUCAAUUAUUUCAUAAGUUAUUGCUAAUGUAAAAAGAUAGGAAAACAAAAUGAAAAACUUGGAUAGAGAAUAAUAUACUAAUUGCAAAUUACUUGAUUGCAAUAUUUUGAAAAUCCAAAGAAUUAGCUUUCCUUUUUUUUUCUUUUAAGAUUUACUUAUUUAUUUAUUCAUAAGAGACACAGAGAAAGAGAGAGAGGCAGAGACACA